AUGACUAUCACCAACGGGACGAAGGCUCUGAAUAGGGCCGAUGAGGUUGACCGGCUCCUCGAUGCCGUCAAAGCCCUGAUCAUCCCCUUCAUCCGGGCGGCCGAUGAGGCUGUGCCAUCCCGGGCUGUCGGUGAGCUGCUUCCUAACGCCAAUGGCGUUGUCGAGAAUACCCUCGUCGACUACCGGAAGCCCGAGGACCUUGCCCAGGAGAUGGCCCUCUCUUUGCCUGCGGGAGAGGGCCGUGGCGCUGGGGGUCUGCUGGAUGCCAUCCAACAGGUACUCAAGUAUAGUGUGAACACCUGGGAUCAGGGCUUCAUGGAUAAGCUCUAUGCCAGCACCAAUCCUGUCGGUGUGGUCUCCGAGCUUCUCCUGGUCUCUCCCGCCCUCACCGUCAUCGAGAAGCACACGGCCAAGACCCUGGCCGGCCUAUUUGGCUUCACGGGUCCCCGUGCUGGCGGUGUCACGUGCCAAGGAGGUAGCUCGUCGAAUCUCACCUCACUGGUCAUUGCACGCAACACGCUGUACCCAGAAUGCAAGAUCAACGGCAAUGCCGGUGCUUCCAGCCGCUUCGUGCUCUUCACUAGCCAGCACGGCCACUACUCGGUUGAGAAAGCGGCUAUCAUCUGCGGAAUGGGCUCUGCUGCCGUUUGGACUGUCCCCGUUGACAAAACUGGUCGCAUGAACCCGGUAGCCCUGCGCGAACUGGUUGUGCGUGCUCGGGAGGAGGGCAAGACCCCGCUGUACGUCAAUGCCACAGCCGGCACCACGGUUCUGGGGUCGUACGAUCCCUUCGAGGAGAUUGCGGCUGUGUGCCGUGAGUUUGGUCUGUGGUUGCACAUCGAUGCCAGCUGGGGCGGCCCAGCCAUCUUCUCGAAAAAACAUCGUUGGAAGAUGGCCGGCUCGCAUCUGGCGAAUUCACUGACGGUGAACCCGCAUAAAAUGCUCAACGUCCCGGUCACAUGCUCGUUCCUGCUCGGUCCGGACAUGGCCAUCUUCCACAAGGCGAAUACCCUGCCAGCAGGCUACCUCUUCCACGGCCCCGAUGCUCAGGCACAGGCAAAUGGCACCUCAUCACCAGCGGCUGCCGUCUUUUCCGACCCUGAGCCCCCGGAGGUCUGGGACCUGGCCGACCUGACCCUGCAGUGUGGUCGUCGCGCCGACUCGCUCAAGCUCUACCUCAGCUGGGUCUACCACGGUGCCUCUGGCUUCGCGACGCAGAUCGAUCAUGCCUUCGACGUGGCCGCUCACCUGGCCGACCUGAUCGACAAGCAUCCGGACUUUGUCCUCGUCUCGACGAACCCUCCCCCGUGUCUUCAGGUGUGCUUCUACCAUGCCCCUGGUGGCUCGCUGAGCGAGGAUAAAGAGGCAAAUACCCAGCGCACGCGGAAGAUGGUCGAGGGGCUAGUGAAGAGGGGGUACAUGGUUGAUUAUGCGCCGGGGGAGAAGGGAAGCUUCUUUAGGGUUGUGGUGAAUGCACAGACGAGGAGGGGGACUGUUGAGGGGUUGGUUAGGGCGUUGGAAGCAGUUGGGAAGGAGGUUGAGUAG
Molecule: messenger RNA, 1545 nt
Organism: Thermochaetoides thermophila DSM 1495
Lineage: Eukaryota; Fungi; Ascomycota; Sordariomycetes; Sordariales; Chaetomiaceae
Product: glutamate decarboxylase-like protein
Exons: 4
Coding region: 1-1545 (514 amino acids)
Biological process (GO): carboxylic acid metabolic process
Cellular component (GO): cytoplasm
Molecular function (GO): carboxy-lyase activity; pyridoxal phosphate binding
Source: RefSeq, a predicted model, not a curated record